AUGAAAUUAAAGGAAGAACACGCCACCGUCGCUGUACGAAACCCUAGCCACCGUUUUGAACGUCCCCUCAAAUUAAAACGAUCAAGUGAUGAUUCAAUCGCUGACUUAUCCUCAAUCAUCAGCGAUCUACCGGACGAAAUUCUCCAACAUAUAUUGUCAUAUAUUCCGACUAAGUUGGCGAUCACAACCUCUGUGUUGUCCAAACGAUGGAGACAUGUAUGGAAGGAGACACCUCAUCUCUCCUUUGAAUGGCUUAAUGUUUUCCCUGAAGUGAUAAACGAUACCCUAGCCAGGUACUCGGCUUCCAAAAUCACGAGUUUCCAACUCUAUACCAAUUUCGACUACGAGGUUCGCCAGGUUGAUAAAUCGAUCGAGUUUGCAAUGUCUCACAACGUGGAGAAUUUUUCUCUGGCGCUCGGUUCUAAAUCAUUAUAUAGCUUUCCUGAUUUCUCCUACACCAACUCUUCUAUGAAGCGAGUCAAUUUGAAAAAUUUCUAUUUGAUUCCCAUGAGCACGGUGUCUUGGACAUCACUAAGGAACUUGUCUUUGGGCUGGUGUGAACUCUCUGAUGAAUCUUUUCUUAAGGUUCUGUCUGGUUGUCCAAUCCUAGAAACACUGACUUUGCACUUUUGCCGGUCACUCAAGUAUCUUGAUCUGAGUAAAUCGCUGCGGUUGAGAAGAUUGGAGAUGGAGAUAGAACGCAAGUCCCGUUAUGGAGCACCAUUCCAGUCUAUGCAGGUUGUGGCGCCACAUGUCCAUUAUUUGAGUUUGAGAGACUGUGAGGCACACUGCACUUUUGUUGAUGUCUCUUCUUUAAUAGAAGCUGAUGUCGACGUUAGCUAUUUCCAUCCUAGAACCAAAUAUGAUAAGCCCUUGGACCCUAACGAUCUUCUAGUCACGGCGCAAAAAAUGAUAGAAGCGUUUCAGAAUGUAGAGAAACUUACUUUGGGGGUUAAUUUACUUCAGAUGUUAUCUCUUUCCAAGAUCCCUAGUUUGCCGAUGCUCAAAGUCAAUAAUUUGACUCUUGAAACAAGGAUAAUGCGAUCUGUGGUUCCUGGUGUAGAAAGGCUACUACAAAACUCACCUGGAUUAAACAAGUUAACAGUUUACAACACAACUGAGAGGUGCCACACCCAACUGUGGGAAUGUGUCGACGGAUACUUAAAGAAGCAAUGUUGGAGAUUGGAAGAUAAAGUCUUUCCGACCUCGUGUUAUAAUGUUGUAGAGCCGAAAGUCGUUAGUUCGUUCAUGGAACUUUUGCUGGCAAACACAAAAACGCUAGAAACAUUGGUUGUCCAUUUAUCGACAAAUUGCGUCGCUAGAUCAAGAUUUGAAGAGCUGUCUCAAAUCGCUCUUACGCUUUCUCACAACAAUAACGUAUCUAUCGUGCUCAAGCAAACCGGUGGUUGAUGAUA
Molecule: messenger RNA, 1415 nt
Organism: Camelina sativa (false flax)
Lineage: Eukaryota; Viridiplantae; Streptophyta; Magnoliopsida; Brassicales; Brassicaceae
Product: F-box/LRR-repeat protein 25-like
Molecular function (GO): protein binding
Source: RefSeq, a predicted model, not a curated record